Bursaphelenchus xylophilus (pine wood nematode) is the source of this 2234-nucleotide messenger RNA. The record is from the annotation of a GenBank genome assembly. NCBI's taxonomy places the organism in Eukaryota, Metazoa, Nematoda, Chromadorea, Rhabditida, Aphelenchoididae.
AUGCCAUCCCCAUCUUCAUCGGCCUCUUCGACGUCCUUGAAUCCAUCACUGAGUCCCCCAAAUAUGUCACAAUGUGCAAUUUGUGGGGAUAAGGCGACCGGGCGACAUUACGGGUGUGUAAACAGUUGUGAUGGAUGCAAAGGUUGGUAAUUAUAAUCAAAAAAAUUUGCCAAAUUCCUUGACAUUUGCGUCUAACUAAAUAAUAUACGAUCAAUUUUUGCAGGGUUUUUCCGUCGAAGUAUCAGAAAAGAACACAUUUACAAGUGUCGCUUCAAAAAUGAUUGCAAUGUCGACAAAAGUAAGUUUUCUUCCCGAAUAAUUUUACUUUGCAUUUCUCAGUUUUGCAUAAUUUCAAAUGCCCUGGGGCAUCCGGUUAAUUGUCUUCUUUUCUUGCAUAAAAAACCGGUUUUAAUUACAAUUUAGAGUAUAAACAACACGUGGGCAUAAAAUUUAAAGUAAGGAGAUUAGAAAUGGCGUGAUCAGGUGCUUUUUUGGUUCAUACGUAACAGCAGGUAGGAGGCGAUGAUUAUAUAAUUGAGCUUCGAAAACAAAUGACAGAACUCAUUAGAGCUGCACGGGAACAUAAGACUCAUGGCAUGUUUAUCCCAUUGUAUUUUUAAAUAUUCUGUCAUAAUGCAUUAAGGCAUGAGAUUUUGGAAGGAAAACAGGGAUCAUUGAGGUGUAAUAUCGUUGUUCGAUAUACAGUAGGAACUCUUUUCGAAUGAAACGGUGCUAAAUAGGCAUGCGUUUGUUUUGUACACGGUCCCAUGGGAUUCAAAUUCAACUUUCAUGUACAAAAUUUCAAUUUUUUGUGUUUCAAAUCUCCGUUACUGAUGCCUACAAUUUCUAUCCACGUGUUUUCAGCCCACCGUAAUGCCUGUCGCGCCUGUCGUCUCCGGAAAUGUUUCGUGGCUGGAAUGCGGAUCGAAGCCAUCCAAAAUGAACGAGAUUCCAUCGGAAAAAGACGAAAACUGGACCCGGAAUUAAAUGAAGGGGCCAACUUCUUAAAGGACCUGACAAAUGCCGAAAGCCUGUGUAUACAGUUGAGGGAAUCUGUGAUCAAAAGUACCGAUCAGAUUAGCUAUGACAAAGGGAAGAUCAAGUAUGAAGGAAACACCAAAAUGGCGACACUAAAUGAUGUGGGAUCUAGUAUUCAUCAACAAUUAUUGCUGACUGUGGAAUGGGCAAAAAGUUUGGGGCCUUUCAGAGAGCUUGAGUUGGAUGAUCAGGUAUGCAUUGGCUUUGGAUGUCAACAAAAAUAAGAUAGAACUGCAAUAGGAUGCUUUUUGGAUUAAAAACCCGCUCAGGAAGUCAACCUGACUUUGCGAUUUCCACUUAGUUCCUUAAAACGGUAAAAUUACAAAUAACCCCAAAGAUCUUUGAUCCCUAACCUUGCUUGUUUACCAGUAGUGGACUUGGAGAGCUUCUAAAAAAGGACAAAGCGGGGGUCAUACGAACAUUGAUUUGAUUGAUUAAUCAAGGUAAUUGUAAACUAAAAUGUGAUUAUGGUGCUUUCUCGACCCAAAGAACACCCGUAUGUUUUAUCACAAACUAUGGCAUGAUGAUUAAACAUAAUAAAAAAUUAUAUUAUCCAUGACUUCAGGCGGCUCUUCUCAAAGCAAAUGCGACUUCUCUAAUUGUUUUGGCGGUGGCCAUUCGAUCCAUGGCCUUGGAUGAUGGGAUUUGUUUGGCUAACGACACUUAUCUGCCUAUCGAGAAUGCUGCUUUGGUCGGUGAUAUCAAUGCUGUUGUUGUUCGGAUUGUCAGAGAAUUGGUUCGGCCGGCAAGGGAGUUGGGAGUUGAAUUGUCCGAGUAUAUUGCACUCAAGGCCGUCCUUUUCUUCAAUCCUUACAAUGCUGGUGAGCAAUUAAAGACAUAUUUUUUUGAAUUUUACAACUAGGUCAUCUAUAUACACGUAUAUAUUAAUUUUAGUCUCCGUUUCCCCCGAAUGUGUCAGAAAAUUGCAAGAAUCCCGUUUGAUUUCCCUGAAAGCUCUGAAACAGUCGGUCCGUGAAGGUGCGGACAAUGAGUGUCGGAUGGGAGAACUCCUUCUGCUUCUUCCCGCAGUCCAGGCCGUAGCCCAACAAUUGGCUGAAGAUGUUCAACUCUGUCGAUUAUUCCAAUUAACCUCGGUUGAUUCGUUGAUGGAAGCCCUUAUUCUCCAGGAAUACAAAGAGGAUUCGGUCGACAAGAGAAUUUUGGUAGAACGAUUGACCAGUAUGAACCCAGGAUAA